This is a messenger RNA of Humulus lupulus (European hop), 1365 nucleotides long. Its product is annotated as zinc finger BED domain-containing protein RICESLEEPER 2-like. The transcript has 5 exons. The record is from RefSeq and is a predicted model, not a curated record. Lineage: Eukaryota; Viridiplantae; Streptophyta; Magnoliopsida; Rosales; Cannabaceae. Gene Ontology annotation, molecular function: protein dimerization activity; DNA binding. The coding region runs from base 1 to 1365 and encodes 454 amino acids.
AUGGUAGAUCAUAGUGGUUUUAUAGACUAUUCGAAUACUAUUUCACCUAUGUUUCAAAUGGUGUCAAAGAAUACAAUUAGGUCUGACAUUUUGAAAAUAUAUAAGAUUGAGAAGGAAAAAUUUAGAGAAGUUUUGGAGAAAAAUAAAAGUAGAAUAGCCUUAACCACUGAUAUGUGGACUGCCAAUCAUCAAAAGAGGGGAUAUAUGACUGUGACAUCUCACUUUAUUGAUGACUCAUGGAAGUUGCAUAGUCAGAUUAUAAGCUUUAAAUAUGUGUCAUGCCCACAUGAUGCUCCAACACUUACAGAAACUCUAAGUUCUUGCAUGUCUGAAUGGAAUAUUGAACACAAGAUUAGUACAAUGACGGUAGGUAAUUGUACUACGAACGAUGCAAUGAUUCCACUUUUGAAUGAACAAUUUGAUUCUAAGUGUUUCCUUUUAAAUGGAAAGUUACUCCAUAUGUGUUGUUGUGCGCAUAUUUUGAAUCUAAUUGUUAGGGAUGGCUUGUCUGUUAUUGGUGACAGCAUUGACAAGAUUCAAGAUAGUGUUGCUUAUUGGUCGGGCACACCAAAGAGGUAUGAAAAAUUUGAGGACACAGCUCGUCUUCUCGGAGUGACAUGUACUAAAAAGUUGUCACUUGAUUGUGUGACAAGGUGGAAUUCAACGUACUUGAUGCUCAAAACAGCUUUAUUUUACAAGAAAGUGUUUGAACAAUCAAAGCUACGUGAUCCAAAGUAUAAAUGUCUACCAUCAGAAAAUGAUUGGAUUAGAGCUCAGAAAUUAUGUGACAAGUUGGAAGUGGUUUAUGAGAUGAAAAUUGAAGCAUGGAUGACAUCAGAUGAGUUUUUUAUUAAGAAUAUGGCAACUCAAAUGAUGUCUAAGUUUCAAAAGUAUUGGGAAGAGAUUCAUGGACUUAUGACUGUUGCAGUUGUUUUGGAUCCAAGAAGUCAGCAAUUGGAUAAUGCAUCAGCAUCUUUUUCAACACAGGAUGAUCUAUCUAAUUAUGAUACAUAUGUUAUAGUUGCAUCUGGUGCAGAGAGUGUGAAGUCAAAGUUAGAUGCCUAUUUGGAUGAGAAAGUGUUACCUAGGACUGGUGAAUUCUUUGAUAUAUGCAAUUAUUGGAAGGUAAUAGGAUUUAAAUAUCCCAUGUUGAACAAGAUUGCCAGAGACAUAUUUGUUGUGUCUAUUAGCACUGUUGCUUCAGAGUCUGCAUUUAGCACUGGUAGUAGACAUGUGGGUUCACAUCUACAUUGGAGGCAUUGGUCUGUACUCAAAGUUGGAGCGACUAAACUAGUCACUAUUAAUGAUGAAGAUAAUGAGGUAGAUCCAACUAUGGACCCAUACAUAAUAGAUCUUGAAGAUUAG